AUGGCGUUGAAUGCCGCAUCGCACAAUAUCACUGGUGACCCAACUGGCUCUCCAUCAGGACCUCCACCACCAGUAUCUUCGGACAUUACCUCGACGGCGCAAAACGCCGCACAAAAGGACUCGAUGGGUCAGAGUGUGCCCGGAAAAGACCAGAAAGGCAACAAUGAAGGCCAAACCGUGAUGGGCGAGGCAGGCAAGCCAAAGACGGCCAAAGAAAGUAUGCAAGGCACCGCUGGAUGA
This is a messenger RNA of Exophiala dermatitidis NIH/UT8656, 240 nucleotides long. RefSeq lists its product as uncharacterized. The record is from RefSeq and is a predicted model, not a curated record. Lineage: Eukaryota; Fungi; Ascomycota; Eurotiomycetes; Chaetothyriales; Herpotrichiellaceae. The coding region runs from base 1 to 240 and encodes 79 amino acids. The transcript is spliced from 2 exons.